Molecule: messenger RNA, 5075 nt
Organism: Brassica rapa (field mustard)
Lineage: Eukaryota; Viridiplantae; Streptophyta; Magnoliopsida; Brassicales; Brassicaceae
Product: helicase-like transcription factor CHR28
Biological process (GO): DNA repair
Cellular component (GO): nucleus
Molecular function (GO): ATP-dependent activity, acting on DNA; ATP binding
Source: RefSeq, a predicted model, not a curated record
CUCAAAAGCCUUGAAUUUAGUCCCUUUUAUAUAGUAGGAUAAUGGUAUAUCAAUAUUGCAAUAAAUCAUCAUUGAUUAUACGGCCUUUUGUAGAUAUUCUUAAAUACUAGGAUAAGAAUUUUUAAUUAAGAUUGCAUACUCAAAGCAUCAAAUGCCAAACACAAAUGUAAGAGAUUUUUUUUUUGUCAUCGACUUGAACAAAUUCAAUUAAGCCUCUGCUAGUAGUAAAGGAAAUUCUGUCACCUUUAUUAAUUAUUUUUUGUUUUAAAUUAAUUUCUAACGAAAAUGUUGAAGAACACUGUCAUUACUACCUGAUUAAAGUCUGAUAACUAUUUGACUACAUUGUGUAAAUGUAAAUAUUGCACAAUCUUUCUAUGUCAACACUCAAUUUUAUCAUUUUAUAUUAAUAAAAAUUCUCAAUUAGUUUAAUCACAGAGAAAUCUUUAAAAAUAAAACACUUAUAUUUUGUUAAUUUAAAUUAAAUUUUUAUAAAUAACAAAAUAGAAAAUAUAGAUAGUAAUUAAAUAUUUUGUUUUUAAAUUUUAAAUUAUUAAAAAAGUUUUACAUCAACUUAAAAUGCAUUACAACGCAAUAAUAAACACACGACACAACUAAUAAAACACACAUAACUUAACUAAUAUAAUAGAUACAACUUAUACAAAUUUCUUUCGGUAAAGAAAAUAGUUAAGGAUAUAAUCAAGAGUUUAAGAGUAAAAUGAUAGAAAAUUAUAUUUUUUUAGUUUAUCUCCAAAUUAAAUGAAACAAAUCUAAAAAAUGAUAAAUUUUGAUAUAAGAUAAAUAUUUUUAAAAAGUUAAUUUAUUAUAGAAAAUUGGCUUCAAAUAGCUAGGAUGAAAAAAGAAAAGUCAUAAUUUUCAGUGGCCAAUAACAUUAUUGCACUUGCACAUAUCUUUACUUUUCCAUUAUUUUAAAAACUAAAUUAAUACCUUUUUUUUUUUUUUUGAACAAACUAAAUUAAUACCUAAUAUUACAAAUGCAACAUGUGUAUUUUCUUACCCUCUCUUUCAUCGAUUUCAACUCAUUAUUCAACACACCACUAAAGCAAUUAAACUGUUGAAUUUAUUUUUCAAUAUGCUCACUGUAAAUGGUCUUAGAAAUCAUCUGAUUUGGUUAUUUCCAGUUCGCGCUAAAAUGUUAAGAUCGUUGCGAACGAUCACGGUUUAAAGAUCAAUCAAAGGUCAAAGCUUUUGAGAUUCUCUCUCUUUUGUCUUUUGGGGAUGAACUCUAUUUUGGCACGAUUGUUUAAUAGAUAAGCUUUUUGUUUUGUUUUGUUUUACUGUACUUUAUAUCAUCAAAAGUAUUAUCUGAAAAAAGAAACGAGAAAAUACUUUAAGCAUUGACGUUAAAAAGUUAAAACGUCCAGAAAAUUAUUACAACGAUUUAAAAGAUUAAAAAAAAAUGACCACAUUAUUAGAAUAAAUUUGGUUAUCUAAUGUACGGUUUAGUAAUCAUCACAAUUGGUUAUUGCCGGUUCAGGCUAAAAUGGUUAAAACGUUGUCAACGACUAGAGUCAAAGGUAAAAGCUUCAAAGUAGAAGCAUUCUCCGUCUGCGUUUCCCGCGUACGAUUCAUCGUCUUCAACAAAUUCGAGAAUAAGCUUUGAUCUCACAAUCAUCUUCGAGACGGAGGUUUUACCUCACGAAGCUCUUGAGACUCUCUGUGUGUUGAACCUUCUUGAUCUCUUUCGUCAUCGUCUUUACCUGUAUUGAAAUUCCAUAAAGAGAUAGAUGGCUGAGAUCUGGAGCUUCAGCGACAAUGAGUAUCUCUUGUCAGUUUGCAAGGAUGAUGAUCGCUUUCGCUCAGUUCAUAUCCUAGAUGCAAGCAUACACUUGGGAAAGUCUAUGGUAGCCUGCAGAGAACAGUUGAGGAGACUCCAACGCACAGAUUGGACUGAAGAAGAAGACCAAGAGCUGUUGAAGCUCUGUGAUGACCACACUGAUCUAAUCUUCAUAGCAUGUCAGAUAGGAAGAACAGUAGACUCAUGUUCUGCCAGGCUGAACCAUCUGGUGAAAGGUUGGAAGACUAAAGAAGUCUACACCUUCUUUGGCGAGAUGAGAGUCAAGAUAGCAAUCAUAUGUCCUCCUCAAAACUCUGCUUUUCUCCACCAAGGGACAGUCCUCGAUCACAUCAGAGAAAGUACACAAGUUGGCAUUGGUUACAAUCAGUUUGGCCACCUUUACUAUCACAUCGUUAGGAUCUCAACUACCGAGCUUUUUAAAGAGACUCGCACUCAACGAGCCAUGGAACUUUUGCUACCCCACUGCAAGGUCGUGAAUAAAGGGGUCCAUUCAGUGAGUUUCCAUCUAAAGAAGUCAAGAGAUGCGAUUCUACGUGACCAAAAAUUCAAGGAUCUUAAACUGCAAGUAUCUGUAUCAGACUGGAACGAAGAUCUACACAUUCAGAUCUCUGGAGAGGAAGCUGCUUUCAACCAGACCUUUUGGUCUGUGUUUGCCAUGCUGAAGAGCUGGUUCUUCAGAGGUUUAGAAUCUCUCAUUGUCUCACCUGCUGGUAUCCUAGAGAACCCUCAAAAUGUCCACACAUCUGUGAAAAAGAAUGUGAAGAAAGCAGCAACUCCUAAAGAUAACUCUUCAGAACCAAUUGAAGAGUUUAACCUCUUUCUCCAAGCAGCAAUGGAUUACCAGCCUAAAUCUGAAACAGAACCUCCUAAAGGUUCACUCUCCAUCAACCUCCUAAAGCAUCAGAGAGUUGCAUUAGCGUGGAUGAUACAGAAAGAGAGGACAUGCUUUGGAGGGAUAUUAGCUGAUGACCAAGGUCUUGGUAAGACUGUAUCCAUUCUUGCUCUCAUGAUGACAGAAAGGAAGAAUGGUGUCUGUGAUCAAUCAAAAGGAAGAAGAGCAGCUGGAACUCUUAUCAUAUGUCCAAGUAGUCUGAUGAGGCAGUGGGCUGAAGAACUCCUCAACAAGAUCUCUCCUGAAGCCAAACUUUCUGUUCUGAUUUUCCAUGGGUCUAAUAGAUGUCAAGAUGCGGAGACGCUAUCAAAAUAUGAUGUUGUAAUAACAUCAUAUGGCACCAAUGUGAAAUCUGCUUGUGUGUUUGCUAGUCUUGCCUGGUAUAGAGUUGUGUUGGAUGAAGCGCAGAUCAUCAAGAAUCAUAAAAGUAACAUCGCCUCUGCAUGCUUUCAGCUUCACGCCAAGUGUAGAUGGUGCCUAUCUGGAACUCCCAUCCAGAAUUCUAUCGAUGACCUCUACAGCUUCUUUAGGUUCAUCAAGUGUCAACCCUAUUCUAGUUACUCAGUCUUCUGUGACAAAAUUAUGAAAGUGCUCUCGACGAACCCAACGGAAGGGUACGAGAUACUUCAGGCGUUGUUGAAAACAACACUCCUCAGAAGAACCAAAGGUACGAUAAUGGAUGGAGAACCAAUCCUCUCUUUACCUCCCAAGUCUACUGAGUUGAGAAAAGUGGAGUUGAGUAAAGAAGAAGUUGAUUUCUACAAGGCCUUAGAGAAGGAGACAGGGGGAUUCUAUAAGGAAAAAGAAUCAGCUGGGAUGGUGAACAAAGAUUUUAAAGAAGUUUUGGCCAGGCUGAUGCGUCUUCGUCAAGCUUGCAAUCAUCCUCUUCUCGUAUCCUCCAGUCUCCCAAGUACAUCCUCCUCAGCUCAAAUUGCAAAGAAACUUCCAUUCGGUUCCUCCAAGCUGAAGGCUACACUAGAGAUACUAUCAGAGAGCUUGAUUCAGAAAGGAGUUAAGGCUCUGGUUUUUACACAGUGGACAAAGAUGCUAGACCUUCUUGAAGAUAGUCUCAAAGAAUCAUCCUUUCAGUACCGAAGAUUCGAUGGGAAAAUGUCCAUGGAAGCAAGACAUAAGUCUAUUGAAGAGUUUAAGAAUCUCCCGGAGGUUAAUGUGAUGAUCAUGUCUUUGAAGGCGGCUUGUGUCGGGUUAAACCUUGUGGCUGCUUCACUGGUACUUAUCAUGGACCCAUGGUGGAACCCGACCACUGAGGAUCAAGCGAUUGAUCGGGUUCAUCGUAUCGGUCAGACAAGACCCGUUAGAGUGGUGCGUCUCUUGGUAAGCAAUUCCGUAGAAGAUCGUUUGCUAAAGCUUCAGGAAAAGAAGAAAAAAAUGGUAGCAUGUGCCUUUGGAAAAUGUGACCAGAGAUUCUCUCUUGAGGACUGGGAGCAUCUCCUAGUAGUUGAUUAGGUAGCUACAGUCUCGUUGCUCUUCCAGAUAUGUCUUUUAGUUCAAACAUAUUCUUCCCCACUCACUAUCCAGCGAUCCAACAUUAUGCGUUCUGGAAGACUUGUCCUCUGCAUGUCCAAAACAUGUUGUUGCAUUCUGCUUCUCGCUCUAAUAGCCCCUUUCAAAUUUCCACCUAUAGCUUUAAAAGAAGAAAAGGCACAGAAACUGACAUCAAAGACAAUGUAUGUUCAAGACUGCUUUGUUUCAUGCAAUAAAGAAGAAAAAAAACGGUUAGAUGUGAUCAAGACAAUGUAUGUUCAUUCAGUUUCACUCACAGUCAACGUAUAUGUUCUUUAUCCCUAUUGUCUCAUAAUCUGGGGAUGAACUGCCCCCUUGAGGUACUCCCCAUUCUCUAAGACGACUGGUCAUCCAAGACACUCAAUCUUUUCACUAUGCAUUCAUUCCCAUCCUCAGAUUGAGCUCCAAUGGCUCAAGUUUCUGGAGCAAACCAACACAAACAGUUUCAAAAACGUUCAAGAUUCAUCUUUCACAGAACUUAUGGACUAGUGCAAUAGGUGACAUACCGAUAUAUCUCAGACCCAAACCCAAACACUAUCCCGGCAUAUCACUGGUUGGCAUUUAUGACCAUGAACUUGUGAUAUCAACAUCUAAGCUGUCUAGUUUAUCUCAAAGACAAUAAAAAACCUUCAAGCCAUCAUCCAAUCCACAGAAAAGGGUUUGUCCAUCUGGAUGAAAAGCAAUUGAACGAACUCCAGUAGCCUGUGAAACAAGGGACACCACAUGCCAGGAAGAAGAUUAGUUUUGUUACAUAUUACGAAGUGUAUCCAAAUAUAAAUUAGUACUAUGUCAGAUUAUUUGCCGACUGCUCUUGUUACAAAUAUAAUUAUAAAUUUGUCAAUG